This is a messenger RNA of Danio aesculapii, 2386 nucleotides long. Its product is annotated as gastrula zinc finger protein XlCGF49.1. NCBI's taxonomy places the organism in Eukaryota, Metazoa, Chordata, Actinopteri, Cypriniformes, Danionidae. The transcript has 4 exons. The record is from RefSeq and is a predicted model, not a curated record. The coding region runs from base 163 to 906 and encodes 247 amino acids.
CGUCAUCACGCGGCGCCGCACUCCUGCUUCUGUUAUCAUCCGACUGGAGAAAGCCUAUGACCCUGAGGAAGUGACAUUAUUUGACGGAGGAGAAGCUGACAGUGAUCAAGGAUGGGUUCUGUCAUUGCUGUGUCUCAUUUCAGAGGCUUCAUCCUCUGAAGGAUGCAGAUUUCAAAGAGACUUCAUGGGACUCGUGAAUGUGUAAUUCUGAAGAUGGCGUUGAUUAAAGAGGAGCGUGAAGACGUGACGAUUGAAGAAGCUUUCAGAGAUGAAGAUGCCGAGGAACAGACAGAUCUGCUGGUGCUGAAGGAAGAGACAGAAGAUCUGGAGGACACUAAAGACAAAGAGCCGUUCGGGAGAGAAGAUCUGGAGGAAGAGAAAGACCCGUUUGGAAGAGAAGAACUGGAUGACACAGAAGAGAAAGACCUGUUAGAGGAGCAUCAGGACUUCACCAGCGCAGACGCAGCAGCUGAGGAGAGUGUGGACUCCGUCAGUUUGUGCUGUCCGCAGUGUGGGAAGAGCUUCAGCAACAGGGGGAACCUGAAGCUGCACCUUAUUGUCCACAGCGGGGAGAAGCCCUUUGUCUGCCGGCUGUGUGGAAAGAGUUUCUCCAGGAAAGGCAGCCUGAAGACGCACAUGAGCAUUCACAGUGGUGAGCGGCCACACACCUGCUCGCAGUGUGGACGCACCUUCAACCUCAAGGGGAACCUGCGGGCUCACAUCAAGGUGCACACCGGCGAGAAGCCCUUCACCUGCGCAUGCUGCGGAAAGAGCUUCACACGCAGAGAUAUCCUGAACAACCACAUGACCAUCCACCUACGGGAGAGCUGUCUGACCUGCCACCAGUGCGGCAUGAGCUUCAUUAAGCACACCAACCUGAAGGUCCACAUGAGGAUCCACACGUGACGGAAGACUGAGACCAUCGAAAAGACUUCAGAGAUGAAGCACCACUUUAUACAGCUGUGGAAACCAGACAGAGAUGCCUCUGAACACAGUGCUGAGCUCAACAGUGACUCUGAUUCUGAACUCUUGAACUCUGAGUUCUUGCACUGGUCAGGUGUUUUUUAUCAGAUGCUGUUGGUUUGGACAGCACUGGCUGAAGAACGGCUAGACUGUUCAGCUUUAUCAGUGCUGUGUUUACAGCAGGGUCAGACAGUAACAAAAGUGUGGAUGUAGAGAAACACUCUUCAUUUGCCUUACAGACACUCCAGUCAAUCACUUACAACUGCCAGAGUGACACUUUCCUUUUCUGGUUACAAUUAAAUGUGGCUGUUUCUAGACCACAAACCCCACCACAUGCUCUCUGGCUCUUGACAUCUUGCAAAUUAUUAGCCAAUUGUGGGAAACUCACUUACUUUCCUUUGCUUAGUCCCUGAUUUAUCAGGAGUCACCAGAGAGUAAUAAACCGCAUAUGAUUGAUGUGGCACAUGGCCUUCCAGCUGCAACCCAGUGCCGGAAAACACCCGUACACACACACACUCAUUUAUUCAUCACUAUGCUGAAUGUGUUGGACUGUGGGGGAAACCGGAGCACCCGGAGGAAACCCACGCCAACACUGGCUGAAAUGCCUCCUGGCCCAGCCGGAACCUUCUUGCUGUGACUCGACACUGCUCUGAACCUCUAGAAGAAUAAUCUAAUUGGUAAUACUGUAAGAAAUCUCCUUGCUCCGCUAAACAGCACUUUAUUUAAGCAGGAGGGCUGAUAAUUGAAAGUCUUCAGCUGCACAGCAGCAUAAUAACAGCCACCUACAAUAACAGAACGCAGAUUCUAGGUGAACAGAACAGCAGAUGUUUUAGGGGCUGAUGAAACUGAACAAGCUUUCUGUUCUGAGAACACCAGAUGCAUCACACUGCGUUUAAGCCAUUUGGUAAAGAAGUGCAGUGCACGAGCAUUGAUAUUCUUAUUAUUGUAAUAUUUAAUAAUGUUGUGAUAUUGAAGAUUUGUGAAAUCGUACAGCUCUGGAUAACUGAAAACAAUGACCACUAGUCUCUCCUUCAUCUUCAGAAGUCUCCGUAGUCGUUUUAAUAACACAAACACUGCAGUCACCUCAGUGGAAAACCCGCCUCUGCUUUCAUUUGAUUGGAGAAUGAAAAGACGUGACUGAUGUAGCGCGCUUUUCUACGCUAAGAGUUUCCUUCUUUUCAACCACUAGAGCAGUGCUGGUCCAGAUAAAAAUUAUUGAGCCCACUGGUGUAAAAACAGUGGAAAAAAAGAAAUGUUAAUAUUUAAGUGUAUACAUCUUUAUUAACUGUAACAUAUUUAGCCUGUAAUACACAUGUAAACAUAUUUACUCCGAUUUAAACAAUUGUGUUUGCAAGCCAGAAAACGCUCAUUUAAAAGAGUAAAGUGUAUAAAUAUGACAUAUACAAAUAAAACAUGAAUCAAA